Lingula anatina is the source of this 2089-nucleotide messenger RNA. RefSeq names its product sodium-coupled monocarboxylate transporter 1. Gene Ontology annotation, molecular function: symporter activity. Lineage: Eukaryota; Metazoa; Brachiopoda; Lingulata; Lingulida; Lingulidae. Gene Ontology annotation, biological process: sodium ion transport; transmembrane transport. The record is from RefSeq and is a predicted model, not a curated record. Gene Ontology annotation, cellular component: membrane.
CAGGUGUCCAACAACGUAAGAAUUGUUUCCAGCCUCAAACCAAAGAAACAUGCCACAGGCCCAAGUAAAUACUUUCCACGUGGUCGACUACAUUGUCUUCGCUGGCACUUUGCUAGUCUCAGCUGGCAUCGGCGUUUACUCGGCAUUCACGGGCGGCCAUCAGAAAACAACGGCAGAGUUCCUGAUGGCCAACAGACAGAUGGGAGCCAUUCCUGCUUCCAUGUCCCUGCUUGCCAGUUUCAUGUCUGCCAUCACGUUGCUGGGGACGCCAAAGGAAAUGUACGUGUAUGGGACCGAAUACCUGUGGCUGGCCUUCAGCUACUUGUUGGUUAUUCCGGUAGCAGCACAUCUCUUUCUGCCCAUCUUCUUCAGGCUUAAGGUGACCAGUGCCUAUGAGUACUUGGAGAUGCGUUUCAAUAAAGCGGUGCGCAUUGCUGGAUCUCUCACUUUUAGCCUGCAAAUGAUACUAUACAUGGCUAUCGUACUGUACGCGCCAUCUUUGGCAUUGGAACAAGUGACACAAUUAAACAAAUGGAUCGCUGUUGCGUCUGUGGGUGUCGUCUGCAUCUUUUAUACAAGCAUAGGUGGCAUCAAGGCGGUUAUGUGGACAGACACCUUUCAGAUCUGUAUGAUGUUUGCCGGUCUGCUGGCGGUACUCAUACAGGGGUCCAUUGAACUUGGCGGCUUUGGAAACGCUUGGGAAAAGAACAUAGAAGGAGAGAGAAUCAAUUUUCUUGAUUUUGACCCAGAUCCCCGUGAGCGGCAUACAGUUUGGACGUGUGUGUUUGGCGGGUUCUUUACCUGGCUGGCUGUGUACGGUGUUAACCAGGCUCAGGUACAGAGAGCUCUCACAGUGGUCGACCUCAAGAGAGCACAAAUUGCGUACUGGGUUAACGGACCUGGCUUGGGACUGAUCUUGAUAGUCAGUGCCAUGUCGGGAAUACUUAUCUAUGCACAUUACUUCGACUGUGAUCCUAAAACAAACGGGGACAUCUCAGACUUGGAUCAGCUGCUGCCCCUAUUCGUUAUGGACAAACUUGCAUUUUUACCUGGUCUUCCUGGCCUGUUUACGGCCUGCCUGUUUAGUGGGGCGCUCAGCACGAUCUCGUCGGGACUGAACAGCCUUGCCACUGUGUUCACACUUGAUCUCUUUGAGCAGUUCUGCUGCAAGAACAUGUCAGACAAAAGAGCCACCAUCACAUCCAAAAUCAUGUCGGUGGUCUUCGGUAUCCUCAUGAUGGGCUUAACAUACGUGGCAUCGCUUCUUGGAGGCGUUUUGCAGGCAGCUUUAGCUCUGUUCGGGAUGAUAGGAGGACCUCUCCUUGGCGUGUUUACACUUGGAAUGUUCUUUCCUUGGGCAAACUGGAAGGGAGCUCUCGCUGGCCUCAUCACCGGCCUGGUCAUGACGUUCUGGAUCGGCAUUGGUGCUCAGAUCUACAAACCAAUUCUCUGGACAGCCCCAGUGUCCACUGCUGGCUGUAAUGUCGCCAAUGCGACCAACUUGACCACUGUCAUGACCACCAGUCUCACGGGCGUGACGGCCACUUUGUCCACUACGCCAGUUACGACACCUGAACCUAUGCUGGGUGGUUUGUACAAUCUGUCUUACUUAUGGUACAGUGGAUUUGCUGUGUUGGUGGUAGUGGUGGUGGGGAUGUUGGUCAGCGCUGUCACAGGGUACACAGACCCAGAGAAGCUGGAUUACCGCCUGAUCUGCCCAGUGUUUGACGAGAUGUUCUGCUGCUUCCCAAAAUCCUGCCUCAAAACUUUCCGCUGUGGAGUUGACCACCACCCAGAGAAGUUCCACUACUGCUGUGUCUGCAAGGAUGUCGACAAAGAUGACAUUCAGGAUGAAGAGAUUGUUCUGGAAGCCACUGACCACAAGGAUAACAGCGCUGCUCUAAGCCUGACCAACUUGGCAUUUGAGAAAGAUGAAGAGGCAAAUCUAGCCACACAGAAUGGGCAUUUUAAAGGUGGGGAUCAUCCCCAGAAUCACAAGGGGGAUGAGGGCGGUAAAAAUCACAACCCAGCCACUCAAAAUGGUCAACUUGCUAAUGGGGUGGAACUUAUCCACAUCAAACAAUUUUGA